AUGUUGCGACUAGAGGAUGCUAACACCGCAUGGCAGUUGACGAUACAAUUUUCUGUCUUUAUCCUGCUUCUUCACUAUUCUCGAGUCAUGCCGACGCCAGACGGGCACCGUUAUCUUCCCUCCACGGCUGUCUUCCUCGUCGAAGUUCUGAAACUUGUCUUUUGUCUUACCGUGUCCCUUUACGAGAUCUCCCUGUCGGUCCCUCAAACCACGACAGCAACUUCACUCUUGCGAACACUUGCCAACGCCAUAUUUGGAGGCGAUUCUUGGAAGCUUGCAAUUCCGGCAAGCCUGUACACGCUGGCAAACAGUCUACAAUACGUUGGGAUUUCCAACCUCGAUGCGGCCACAUUCCACGUCACAUAUCAAUUCAAAAUCUUUGUUACAGCGGUCUUCAGUGUCAUGAUCCUGCGAAAAUCUCUCUCGGCAAGGCAAUGGGUAUCACUCGUCCUCUUGAUGAUUGGAGUGGGAAUAGUGUCAUGGCCACAAGAAUCCACCACUUCACUGGCCUCGAAUCAUCAUGCUCGAGUCUAUGUGCCGAGGUCUUCGAACCCUUUACGAGAACAUUUCAAGGUUGCAGGACACGGUUCCCACCUCAAUAAGAGAUCCGCUACAUACGAGGGAAUUGAAGAAGACGAGCUUGCUCUUGAUUCGCCAGGCAUGGACGCCUCCGCAGGAUUACUUGCUGUCCUCGGCGUAUGCAUUACUUCGGGCCUUGCUGGCGUUUAUUUUGAAAAGGUCAUGAAGGAGUCUCCCAAGGCCACCUCCAUCUGGAUUCGUAAUGUCCAGCUGUCUGUCUACUCUCUUUUCCCCGCUUUCUUCAUCGGCAUCAUUUUCCUGGAUGGCGAAACUGUCGCCAAAUAUGGAUUCUUCGUCGGCUACAAUUCGGUUGUUGUAGCGUCUAUCCUCAUACAAACAAUCGGCGCCGUCCUGGCGGCUUUUGCGAUCUUUUACGCCGACAACAUUGCCAAAAAUUUCGCUUUGAGCAUUAGCAUGGUUCUCAGUAGUUUAGCGAGUUUUGUCUUCUUUGAUAACUCCUUGACAAGCCACUUUCUAUUAGGGGCAUCCAUCGUCCUCGUCUCUACCAUCUUAUAUAAUACGGAGGAAGCUCGCCUCCACUCCUCUCCGCCGCCGUCAAUCAAGAUAUACAGCGAUGAGAAGUCAGAACAGGGUGAUACGCUGGACAUGAAUGAUAUGUCCAUCCAGAUACCAAAAACACCCCUCAGCCAGGAGGAGACUGCGAUGGCGACAUCACGUCCGGGUUCUCCUAAUCGGAAGAAGCCAAGGAACGGAAAACCUGGGCUCAUGAAUUCUACGAGGCAUACACAGGCCACUUGUCAACCCCCUUCCUCUGGUGCCAGUGGCCGCAAUCCUGCUCCAGACUCACUGCUUCAGGCACUUACGAGGAGCACUGGUCCUGUCUUGGCUUCUCAUGACGACCUCGACGACUUUGGUGAGGACAAGAUAUGCUGUGUAGAACCAGACUUACCUUUGACAGAUUUGCACCUUUUAGAAGGAAUCAGUGAUGUUCCGCCGAAUCAUCGCAGCUCGGAUUUCUCAGGCGCUCACAUAUCAUGGCCGUUGCAUACCCCAAAAAUGAACACAGGCAGUGCUGGACCAGCCAGCAUGUCUUCUGAGGUCAAACGGUGCCCCGUGAACAUACAUAACCGACACGACCGCGCUCCUGCGCUUCACCCUUUGAGCUCUCCAACCGUUCCUGUUCUGACCAGUCCAACAAUGCGCAUGUUGCAACAUCGUCAACACAUAAAGUUCGCGAAGGCGGAGAGCACGAAUUAUUUGUUAGAGCAGUCCUUUGCUGGCGAUGAUCUAAUUCACAAGGUGACCUCUUCUGAUCAGUUCUCGUCGACACCUAUCAUUCAGGGGAUACAGCUGAUUGCUACGACAACUCUGCCUGAUCGACUACGCUCGGUCUUCAAGUUUGAGUGGUUCAAUGCAGUUCAAUCAAAAUGUUUCGCAAGUGCUUUCGGUACUGAUGAUAACCUAGUGGUAUCCUCUCCUACCGGCAGUGGGAAGACUGUCCUCAUGGAGCUUGCGAUAUGCAGGCUAAUUGCAGCGUCUGCCGGGAGCGAUUUCAAGGUUGUCUACCAAGCUCCAACAAAAGCCCUUUGCUCUGAAAGAUAUCGCGACUGGCAGUCCAAAUUUGGCCAUCUCAACUUGCACUGUACUGAAUUGACGGGUGACACCGAUUCUAAGCAUUUGAACAACGUGCAGAGUGCAAACAUCAUCAUCACCACUCCCGAAAAAUGGGACAGUGUGACCCGCAAAUGGAAAGACCACGCCAGACUGAUCCAAUUAGUGAAACUGUUCCUCGUGGAUGAAGUACACAUUCUCAAAGAAAACCGUGGCGCCACCCUAGAGGCGGUCGUGUCUCGAAUGAAGUCGAUCGGUGCCAAAAUCAGAUUCGUGGCGCUCUCUGCUACAGUUCCGAACUCCGAAGACAUCGCCACAUGGCUUGGGCGAAAUUCAACUUUACAACACAUCCCAGCGCUGAGGGAGGUUUUCGGUGAAAGCUUCCGGCCGGUCCAGUUGAAGAAAUAUGUCUAUGGGUUCGAAGCGAGAGGGAAUGACUUCGCAUUUGAGUCAAUGCUCACACAGCAGAUCUCAAAGGCAUUCACAUCUGCUGCAGGUGUAGCAUUUCACCAUGGAGGCCUGGCGCAGGCUGACCGCCGAGCUGUCGAGCAAGCUUUCCUAGACGGUCAGAUUAGCGUCAUCUGCAGCACCUCCACACUCGCCGUCGGUGUUAAUCUUCCCUGCUAUCUAGUCAUCCUCAAGGGAACAACAACCUGGACUGACAAUGGUGUCCAAGAAUAUGCUGAUCUAGAAGUGAUGCAAAUGCUUGGAAGAGCCGGCCGACCGCAAUUCGGAACUUCUGCUUGUGCAGUCAUAUUGACAAGAAAGGGAAAAGUUCAAAAAUAUGAGAAAAUGGUGUCAGGAGAAGGCAUUCUUGAGAGUUGUCUGCACCAGAACCUGAUCGAACAUCUCAACGCCGAGAUUGGGCUCGGGACUGUGUAUGACUUGUCCACAGCAAAGGCGUGGCUUGCGAGCACAUUUUUGUACGUCCGCAUGAAGAAAAACCCUUCCCAUUAUCGUUUCAAAGAGGGAGUCGACACAGAUCUCGAGGAUGAUCUGUUGGGACAGCUGGAACAGUUGUGCGGCAAAGAUAUUGCAUUACUCAAGAAUGCCGGCCUCGUUAACGAACAGGCUCAACUUAUAUCAACUGAAUACGGACAGACCAUGGCACGAUACUAUAUAAAUUUUGACACAAUGAAGUCGUUCAUUGCCCUGCCUCCCAAGGCUAAGAUGUCUGAAAUUUUGUCGACCUUAGCUCAAGCCCGGGAAUUUCGUGAGGUUCGCAUGAUGGCAGGAGAAAAGUCGUUUUAUAAAGAGAUCAACAAAGCACCCGAGAUCAAGUUCCCUGUCAAGGUGGAUGUGGCACUCCAGGCUCAUAAGGUGUCACUGUUGAUUCAGGCAGAACUGGGCAACGUCUUGAUUCCGGACAACGACAAUUUCAGAAAGCACCAUCAGCAGCACCGGAUUGACAAAUCGAUAGUUUUCAGCCAUGCGAAUCGCCUCACCCGAUGCAUCAUUGAUUGUCAGAUUCAUUUGAAAGACUCGGUAUCCACGAGAAAUGCUCUUGAACUGGGCCGGAGCCUUGCCGCCCACGUUUGGGACAACACCGCGAGCCAAUUGAGACAACUGGAAGGCCUUGGGGAAGUUUCCGUGCGCAAACUUGCUUCGGCUUCCAUCAACAGCGUCGACACUCUACUCAAUACGGAGCCCUCUCGUAUUGAGCUCGUUCUAGGGAAGAAUCCUCCGUUCGGUCGCGACCUUCUCAAGAAGCUCGAAAGCUUCCCGAACUUACGAGUGUGCAUUAAGGAGACAGGUAGAGAUUUGAAGCGUGGCUCUGGUGGAACAAUCAAAUUUGUUGCCGAGAUAGGCUUUCUCAAUGACACUCCACCACUGGUGUACAAAAAAAAAGAUGUCCAUAUCUGUUUACUAGUGGAGACCUCGGAUGGCACACUGAUAGAUUUCCGAAGAUUCGGCGCAAAGAAUUUGCGUGAAGGACAGGAGGUGUUCUUAUCAGCAGUGCUGACCAGGCCUACGAGCAGUAUCAAUUGCUAUGUGAUGUGCGAUGAAAUUGCAGGAACGGUCAAGUACGCUGAAUUGCGACUGAUGGGCAUACCUAAUUCGAUUUUUCCCUGGCAACAAAGAUCUUUGUCUGGAAUCGCCAACAAUGCCAUGGAACAAACCAAGGAGAGACAGAACGAAGAGUUUGACGACGGUGGCAUCGAUGAUCACGAUCUUCUUGCUAUAGAAACGAAGGAGCAUGAGAUUGCAGGUGUGAAGGACAUUGACGAAAUACUCCGAGAAGAAGUCGACAACAGCAGCAGGUCCAAUGGGGCACAAGGCCCUUUGGAAUUUGCGCACAGAUUGAGCUAUGAAGAUGAGAAUCGUGGCAACACGUCAUCCUACAGAAAGCCAGUCCAGCUUCCUAACGGACGGUGGACAUGUCAGCAUGACUGUAACCAGCAUCACAGGGACUGCAAACAUAAGUGCUGCAAAGAAGGAGUGGAAAAACCUAAGCGUCGCCCAAAGGCUUCAGAAAAAAGGCAGAUGAAGAUUACGGGUUUGCAGCAUAUCAAACGAGAAUCUGAACCUGACAGGACUCGUGGAAGUCCUCUCGAGCAGAUUUGCGAUCCCAAGACAAAGGCCAAUCCCAACAUCGGAGGCAACAGCUCAAUACAGGUCAAUGAACAUAUCAACAAGAAAUUGAAACUGUCGGCACAAGAUCAGGGUGAUCGACCCCUGAGAGAAAUUGACAGGAUCCGAAGCCAGCCUAACAGUGGCCAUUUUCACGCAAUAGAGACAUCGAAUGGUCUGCAACAAGGGCUUGAUGACCUCGACGAUGAUUUAAUAUUCUCAGACGGCCUCCCUGAUAUUUUCCCGAUUGAGAGCGCUGUCAAGGGAACAGGUCCUCAUGAUCGGAACAUCACUAAUACAGUCCCAGAGAUAAAACCCCCGAGCUGUGGUCAGGAUGAUCUUCCAGGCAUCCUAGACUCCGAGGUCGGCUUUUGUGGUUUUGAGCCCUCACUCCGGAAUGCUGCUACAAGUGAUGCUUAUGGUCCUAGUGGAGCCGUCUUCAUCACCGGUUUCAGUGGCAGUCCCGUCGAACGAUUGGCAUGCAGCGACGUUAGUGUGGCACCAGAUGAUGAGCUAUUUGCGCCGUUCCAAGAAACAACAAGUCCCCGGACAGGAAGGGAAAGAUCACCAUUGCCGGAGUCUGGUGGAUUGAGCGUAGCUCCUCCACUGGAAAACUUGGAUCAAACUUCGAGGGACAUGUCGGACGAGGAAGCUAGCUACCUUCGCGAUCAAAUACUGGAGCAAACACAGAGUAGCGUGUAUGAGGAGGAGGAGAAAAAGAAAUGGGAAGGCAUCGACCAAUGGCUGUACGAUGAGUUUCAUGCAUAUGUCGAGAUUGUUGAGUAA
This is a messenger RNA of Exophiala spinifera, 5508 nucleotides long. RefSeq lists its product as uncharacterized. The coding region runs from base 1 to 5508 and encodes 1835 amino acids. The record is from RefSeq and is a predicted model, not a curated record. Gene Ontology annotation, cellular component: Golgi membrane. NCBI's taxonomy places the organism in Eukaryota, Fungi, Ascomycota, Eurotiomycetes, Chaetothyriales, Herpotrichiellaceae. Gene Ontology annotation, molecular function: nucleic acid binding; ATP binding; pyrimidine nucleotide-sugar transmembrane transporter activity. Gene Ontology annotation, biological process: pyrimidine nucleotide-sugar transmembrane transport. The transcript has 7 exons.